AUGAGUCAGACGCAAAUUAGUAGUCAAGUCAGUCCUGAGCAAGAAUCGAGUGGUCCGCAAGGCAUAAUAACACAAGCACCUCCGGAGUCGAAGUUUUUCGUCGGUACAAAGUCCGAAGCAAAUGUAGGCCCACCAUCACCAAAAACAACAAGCAAUUCAGGAACAACUCAACGCCCUCCGCAACGUUCAUUUUUUUCUCUGCUUUUUUGUUGCACGUGGGGUGCUGGCGCUAUAGCAAAUGAAGGUGCCAAAACCGAAACCUCCACGGCUGUUCCUCCAGUUACCAUACCAUCCGGGACCACUGGUAAAAGUACUUCUAAAAAGCAGUCAAUAUCUCCAGGAGAACAAGAAAAGCCCGCGGAAGUCAACCCACCACCUGUGGUACAAGAACCUGAGGAAGAGUAUAGCGAUGAGGUUGAACGUAGAUGGUUGCUCGAGCCUAUAGCUCCCGAGCAUAUCGGCAGAAAGUGUUUAGUUUUAGAUUUGGAUGAAACACUAGUACAUAGUUCUUUUAAGAUAAUUCAUCAGGCUGACUUUGUUGUUCCAGUGGAUAUUGAAAAUCAAAUACAUAAUGUAUACGUGAUAAAACGGCCGGGCGUCGAUCAAUUCUUGAGAAAGAUGGGUGAAAUAUACGAGAUUGUAGUGUUCACUGCCAGUUUGUCAAAGUACGCCGAUCCGGUCCUUGACAUGUUAGAUCAACAUAAAGUUGUGAAACAUAGACUAUUUAGAGAGUCAUGUUUUAAUCACAAAGGAAAUUAUGUGAAGAACUUAUCACAUCUUGGUCGAGAACUUCGAGAUACAAUUAUCAUUGAUAAUUCACCAGCAAGUUAUAUAUUUCAUCCUACAAAUGCUGUUCCCAUAUCGUCAUGGUUUAACGAUCCUCAUGAUACAGAACUGUUGGAUCUAAUACCAUUUUUGGAGGAUUUAACGUCGGUAGAUGAUGUGAUGAUUGUUUUGGAUUCUUCUAACGAGGCGCACUCACAAACAGCAUUAUCACCCGAAGUUUGCUUAGAAACAAUAGUACUAGAUGACUCUUAA
Dentiscutata erythropus is the source of this 1038-nucleotide messenger RNA. The record is from the annotation of a GenBank genome assembly. Lineage: Eukaryota; Fungi; Glomeromycota; Glomeromycetes; Diversisporales; Gigasporaceae.